Messenger RNA from Brassica napus (rape), 3050 nucleotides. Its product is annotated as GDSL esterase/lipase At5g55050-like. Gene Ontology annotation, molecular function: lipase activity. Gene Ontology annotation, biological process: lipid metabolic process. The transcript is spliced from 5 exons. NCBI's taxonomy places the organism in Eukaryota, Viridiplantae, Streptophyta, Magnoliopsida, Brassicales, Brassicaceae. Bases 1249 to 2382 code for a protein of 377 amino acids. The record is from RefSeq and is a predicted model, not a curated record.
UUAAAUGAUAAUGUUUUGAAUGACAUUUAAACUUCUGUUCUCAGAUUACCAAUGAUUUUAGUUAAAACGGUGCUAAACGAGUAAUAUAAACGGGUCUGCAGGUUCUUAGAAUAGCAAAAGACUAAACACGAGGCCAAUAAAGAACAAGACCCCCAAAAACAAAUGUUUUGAAGUAGCAAUCUCUUCCAUACACUCGGCUGAGUCAAACAAGACUAUCUUGUCUUGGGGGGUUGCGUUGGCUUUGUAGAUAGAUGCAUAAAUGAAACCGUAUAAGAGGGAGCUGACGGGUAUGUUUGUGAUGAGAAUGUUGUGGUUAGCACUUAACACUUGAGCGGGGCUGGAUUUGAAAUUUCGGGGAUCAUAAACAUUUUUUUAUUAAUCUUAAUAAUUUAUUUUGAUAAUUUAGAAGUCACACCACUUAUUUCUCUUAUUGAAACAGAAACAUUAGACCCAAUUUUUUUAAAAAAGAAUUUAAAUAAAAUACACCAUCUAUUAUAAAGUAAUUAUGAAAACAAUAUUAUACUACUAUUUUUGUUUCUAAACUAAUUAUAAUAUGAACCAAAUUACUAAGAAGAUAAAUUGCACAAACAAUUAUAAUAAUAUUAAUUAAGCCACAUAAGAUAAAUAUUAUACAAAUAAAAUGUCUAUUUAACACUAAACAACAUUCGAUUAAUUUAUAAAAUUUGUUUAAUCAAUUUAAAAUAAAAGUUUGGGGACUAACGAUCAUCCUUUUAUACCCUGAACUGGCUGUACACUUAUGCUCUGGAAACUAUUCAGGAAACUAAAACAACUUGGGAAAAAUAUAUGAACAAAAAUCAUGACUUUCUAAAUGAAACGAUUUUAGGUCUUGUAAAUGAUACUUCUCUUCACUGGCGUUUAGAAAUGUACUUUUCGAUUUGUAGAUAUAUUGACUGAAAUUUUUGAUGGGAAGCGUUAUGAGAGUCUAUGAAUUUUUGGGAAAGAAUAUACUCAUGUUUAUUUGAUUGAUUUGAAACACUCCACACGAAUGGAAGGAAAACAAUGAUGAUAGGAUGGUUGCAUAAACAAUCAUGACCGCAAAAUUUAAUUUCUAUUUUUCUAUUAAAAAAUAUAUGACGGACACAGAAUCUAGGUUUGCUAUUUUUGCCGACUAAAAUCUAGGCUUGCUAUAAAAAAAAAGAAAAAAAAAGAAGACGGCCUAUAACUCUCUUACAACUCCAAGGGGAAAACAAAACCCAAAUUAAAUAGUUUUGUCGGGAAAAGUAGAACAUGCCGAAGAAGAAAAUGCCCUCCCUCGCCAUUUGGUUACUCUACCUCGGUUUACUUUGGUUCGAUUCAUUUCCCGGUUUAGAAGCAGCGACCGGAAAACUAGCAUCGAUACCAGGAUUAUACGUGUUUGGAGAUUCAUUAGUUGAUGCCGGAAACAAUAAUUACUUACCAAUUUCCAUAGCCAAAGCUAAUUAUCCACGUAACGGCGUCGAUUUUCCUAAAAAGAAAGCCACCGGAAGAUUCUCUAACGGCAAAAAUGCCGCCGAUUUUAUCGCUGAGAAAUUUGGUUUGCCAUUACCGCCGCCGUAUCGCUCACUUAAAGGCGCACUAAAAGUCAAAAAGAGAGAAUCCGCGGCCUUGACCAGUUUGAAUUUUGCUUCAGGCGGAGCCGGGAUCUUCAACAGUUCUGACAAAAAACUUGGACAAUCGAUUCCUUUGUCACACCAAGUAGACGAUUGGCUAUCUAUUCAUAACGAAGUGACGGGUAAGCUUAGACCAGCCGAAGCACAGGUUCAUCUAUCCAAAUCUCUAUUCAUUGUGGUCAUAGGCAGCAACGAUCUUUUCGACUAUUAUGGAUCGUUCAAAACGCGAGAACAGAACAAUCCUCAACAAUAUACCCAAUCAAUGGCUGAUAAACUCAAAGAACAAUUGAAGAGAAUUCAUGAAACUGGAGCACGUAGAUUCCUAGUAGCCGGAGUUGCACAGAUUGGUUGCAUACCGGGGAAUAGAGACACGGACUCGGACCUCCACGAAUGCGACGAAGAGGCAAACAGGUCGUGCUCUUUGUAUAACGAAGCUCUAGUUAAGAUGUUGCAACAACUCAAACAAGAAUUGCAAAACUCAAUGAGUUACUCUUACUUUGACAACUUCAAGUCGUUGCAGGACAUUAACUCCAACCCUGCCCGUUUCGGUUUUACUGAGGUGACAUCAGCGUGUUGUGGAAGUGGAAAAUUAAACGCGGCUAGUCAUUGUCAACCAAUUUCUAAGUUUUGUCCAGACAGAACCAAAUAUCUCUUCUGGGAUCGCUUUGGUCAUCCCACGGAAGCUGCAUCUCGAACCUUCGUAGACCUUAUGUUAUCUAAUGAUUCACAAUACUCAUCUCCUCUAACUCUCACUCAACUGGCCUCUUCAUGAUGUUAAUAUGGGGCUUCGUUUUCCAAAGAUUAGAUCAUCAUAUAGAAAAUGGACUCUGAGAGUGGAGACUUAAAUACAAAUCAAAGUAUAUAUACAUACUAAAUUUGUUAGCAAUGUAAUAAAUUUUAUUAGUUUACUAGUGUUUCUCUCAAUAUUUUACUUGUCUAUUUUUGUUAUUAAAGUUGCUAAUUUCUCACUGUUUCAAAAAAAUAUUGAAAUUUUAAACAAAUGUAACUUUACACCCUGGUUUAUCAGCCUCAACAAUUGGGUUGUCACUAAAUUUGUACAUCAGUAACUAGUCCAUAGCUGCUCUUCUCCCAAAAAUCGAGACAAUUCCGAUCUCCAUGGAUCUUGAUGCCAGCGGUGUCUCUGGCCGUUGGCGUCUCCUUCUUCCCGGCUCCUUCUGCUACCGUUUCGCGCUUUCUUUUUGUCUUCGUCAUCGUCAUCGUCACCGACCUUUGCAGUAUGGACUCUCUAUACGCCUUCACUCAAACAAGUAGCACCGGAUCUACUUCAUUUGAGUACGAGCCCACCAUACCUCUGCCUUUCGCCUCUCUCCGCCACCGUGACCAAGUGCUGCAUUUCAUUGUUUUUACCGGUUCGACUCUGUUCCGAACGAUGCCCUGACCUUGCUCCAGAUCCGUGGGCUUCUUCACUCCAAGCCUCUG